ACUAUUUCAGCUUUAUAAAUUUUGACGACUCCCAGCGGAAAAAGUUCCUUUCUUCUUCGUCUUCUCUUCUUCUUCGAUCCCUAACCAAACCUCAUUUCUCUCUCUCCACGCCCCCUCUUUCUCCUCUCACUCCACUUUCCCUCUAUCUCCUCUCCCCAUUCGUCUUGCCUGUGAAUCCAGGCUUUUGUGGGUUAUUCUGUGAUGGAAAAUGGCAUUGGCAUUGCAGAGGAUGCCAAGCUAGACGAUAGGAAUGCCAAAAACAAUGAUGAACCAGAGCCCAAUGUAAAGGAACAUGUCCACUCGAAGUUGGAUGGAUCAAACUGCUCUCAUGAUGAAGAAGUAUUUGAGGAGGCCGUUGAGGCCAAAACCCCGAUCAAUGGUCCUGGAGAUAAGCUAAUUGCUGAAGGGGAAAAUUCUGAAUCAAUUAGAACUUUGGAAAGAAAUCCAGAUGAAUUUUAUGAAACUGUUGGGACUCCAAUAGUUAUGGGCUCAGAUGACCCUGGGGUCAAGCCUGAUAUUGUAAUGAAUGAGGAGAAUCAUGAUGACAAGGAAAUUGCUACAGAGAAAGUUGUGAGGGACGAAAGCAAUGGAUUGGUGGACGAGAUUAUUACAAAGGAAAAUGGCCAUGAUGUUGUGGAUGGUGAUUAUAAAGAAAUUGGUGAGUUGGCUGCUGUUGCUAGUGAACCUGAGAAUCUGGAUGACAAAAAUGAGAAGUUGGAGAAGUCCAAUAAAGAGUUCGAGGAUGACCAAUCAUAUAAAAAAAUGAGCUUUCUUGAAGCUUUGACUUCUGGGGAUACAAAAGUUGCUGAUAUGGACAAUACAGAAAAACUGAUUCCUGAGAAUCCAGAAACUUCAGAGUCCAAUAAGCUAAUCAGAGCUGAGGCUGACCCUGAGAAGCUUGAAGUUAAGAAAUCUCCUGCCACUAUAACAGAAACUCAUGAUGACGGUAAAGUAGGAGGUGAUGCUGCUUACAUCAAUCGUGAAAAUGAUACCUCGGACUAUGAGGAUUUGGUAGGCACUUUGGAUCAUGAAAACGUGAAGAGUGAAUCUGUUGAUGUACUGGAAGAUCAUAUUUAUGAGAUAUCGGUGGAUAUUAAAGAUCAAAAUGGGGAAAAAGGAAGUGAAGCUGGCAUUAGGUCAGAGUCUGAGUCCAUUGAGGAUGCUUCUCAUGACAAUGAACAGAAUGCUGUUCUAGGUCCUGGACACCAGCAGGAAAAACAUGAAACUGAGUCAGCUAAUAUGCAUCUUGGACUUCAAGAGGAUCAGGUUAUGGAGGAGGAGAAGUUGUGUAUUUCUUCUGCCAAUCCCAAAGAUGAUGAGACCAUCGAACUGAAGAUGGUAGAUGUUGAAUUUGUGCAAGGUGAUAAAAUUGAUACUCAGCAUGUGGAUCAGAAAGAAAACAAUUCUACUUCGGCUUCAGAGACUGAUCAUGCUAAAGAAAGUGCUGGAGUCGAAAGACUCGAAACUAACUUGCAUGCUUUCGAUGAUACCACCCUGGUCAAGGAGAUACCAGAAGUUAUCCCUCAAUCCAGCUCCUCACCUAAGUUAUUAGCAAAAGGUUCUAGUUAUUCUCAGCCAAAUCUUACCGAUUCUAGUGCUGAAGUGAGUGCUAAAAUUAAUGAAAGACCAGAACAGGUAGGAAAGGAAGAUGAAAAACCAGAAGUAUCUUUGUCGGAGAAUAAAGAUGAACAACAGGAAGCAUCUUUGUCUGGAAAUAUACGACAGGAAGUCAGACCAGGUAUUGGUAUCUUAUCAUCUGCUGGAAACUCUUCUUCAGCUGACUUUUCUCCUGCUCAUCCAGCCAGCUUUAAGGAUUCUGCUAAGGUACAGGAACCUGUUUCUCAGGAUAAUACAGCAAUUGCAACUCAGGAGCCUAAACCUGCAGCAGACAUAUCCUCCUCUGCUAAAUCUGUAACUACUCAUUCUUCUGGUGUGAGGCAUAAUAUUCCGCUGUUAGAGCCUACUCCUCAAAAUAAGAACAACAGGUCCAGGUCCGCGACUGAUACUUCGUCUGCAAACAGUAACUCAGCAACUCCUUCUCGUCCCGCUGGCCUUGGGCGUGCUGCACCACUAUUAGAACCCAGCUCUCGGGUAGUGCAGCAGCCCCGAGCAAAUGGAGCUGUUUCUGCUACGCAGAACCAACUUAUUGAGGAUCCCACAAAUGGGGAAACUGAGGAGUAUGAUGAGACCCGUGAAAAGCUCCAGAUGAUUCGUGUCAAAUUUCUACGUCUUGCACAUAGACUUGGUCAGACUCCACAUAAUGUUGUUGUGGCUCAGGUCUUGUAUAGAUUGGGCUUGGCCGAACAGCUCCAUGGGAGAAGUGGGGGACGUGUUGCUACUUUUAGCUUUGAUCGUGCAAGUGCAAUGGCUGAGCAGCUUGAAGCAGCUGGACAAGAACCCCUGGAUUUUACGUGUACCAUCAUGGUUCUUGGGAAAUCAGGAGUUGGCAAAAGUGCAACUAUUAAUUCCAUAUUUGACGAGGUAUUUUUUGGUACUGAUGCUUUUGAGUUGGGCACAAAGAAGGUUCAGGAUAUUGUUGGGACUGUGCAAGGAAUCAGGGUGCGUGUGGUUGAUACACCUGGACUUCUUCCUUCUUGGUCAGACCAACGUGAAAAUGAAAGAAUCCUUCGUUCGGUCAAAAACUUUAUCAAGAAAACACCCCCUGAUAUUGUUUUGUAUCUUGAUAGAUUGGACAUGCAAACCAGAGAUUUUGGUGAUAUGCCAUUGCUGCGGACGAUCACUGAAACAUUUGGACCAUCUAUUUGGUUCAAUGCCAUUGUUGUACUGACUCAUGCUGCAUCCGCUCCGCCUGAAGGGCCCAAUGGCACUGCAACAAGUUAUGAUAUGUUUGUGACACAGAGGUCUCAUGUUGUUCAGCAAGCUAUACGUCAAGCCGCUGGAGACGUGCGGCUAAUGAAUCCUGUUUCUUUGGUAGAGAACCACUCAGCUUGCAGGACUAACAGAGCUGGGCAGAGGGUGUUGCCCAAUGGUCAGGUUUGGAAGCCUCACUUGUUGCUUCUGUCGUUUGCUUCGAAAAUUCUAGCUGAAGCAAAUACUCUCCUAAAGUUACAAGAUACGCCUCCUGGGAGGCCUUUUGCCCCUCGAACAAGAUCACCUCCUUUACCUUUUCUUCUAUCAUCUAUUCUCCAAUCAAGACCUGAAGUUAAACUUCCCUCUGAGCAAUUUGGUGAUGAAGAUGAUGAUGAUAUAGAUGAUGGUUUAGAUGAAUGCUCAGACUCAGAAGAAGAUUCGGAAUAUGAUGAAUUACCUCCAUUCAAACCGUUGACUAAAGCUCAGCUGGAGAAGCUUAGUAAAGUGCAAAGAAAGGCAUACUAUGAUGAAUUGGAAUAUAGAGAAAAACUUUUUAUGAAGAGGCAACUCAAGGAAGAGAGGAAGCGGCGGAAGAUGAUGAAGAAAAUGCAGGAAGCUGCUAAGAAUAUGCCUGCUGAAUAUGGUGACAAUGGUGAAGAAGAGACAUCAGCUGCUGCAUCUGUACCAGUUCCAAUGCCAGACUUGGCCUUGCCUGCUUCAUUUGAUUCUGAUAAUCCGACUCAUAGAUAUCGAUCUCUUGAUUCCUCGAACCCCUGGCUUGUGAGAGCUGUCCUAGAACCCAAUGGUUGGGAUCAUGACAUUGGAUAUGAUGGCAUAAAUGUUGAGAGAUUAUUUGUGGUUAAGGAGAAGGUACCAAUAUCUUUCUCUGGUCACAUUUCUAAGGACAAAAAGGAUGCAAACCUUCAAAUGGAAGUUGCAAGUUCAGUGAAGCAUGGAAAAGGAAAAGCAACAUCUCUGGGCUUUGAUAUGCAAUCUCUUGGAAAGGACUAUGCUUAUACUUUACGAAGUGAGACAAGAUUCAGCAAUCACAGAUUUAAUAAGGCAACUGCUGGUCUCUCAGCUACUGUUUUGGGGGAUGUUGUAACUGGUGGACUGAAGUUAGAGGAUAAAUUAAUAAUUGGCAAGCGUGGACAGAUUGUUGUUUCCGGGGGUGCUAUUUAUGGUCGAGGAGAGGUUGCCUAUGGUGGUAGUUUGGAGGCAACCCUGAGGGACAAAGACCAUCCUUUGGGACGAUUUUUAUCAACUUUUGGACUUUCUAUCAUGGAUUGGCAUGGAGAUGUUGCUAUCGGGUGCAAUUCCCAGACGCAGAUCCCUAUUGGUCGACAUUCAAACUUGAUUGGCCGUUUUAAUAUCAAUAACAGGGGUUCUGGACAGUUUAGCAUCAAAAUCAACAGUACAGAGCAGCUGCAGAUAGUAUUAGUUGGCCUAGUUCCACUGGUAAAAAAGAUACUGGGUUAUUCUCAACAGGCGCAGUAUGCAUAAAGAUGAAAGUGGAUAGAAGAAGAUAGCAACUCUUGAGUAUUCCAAAUAGCUUCUGCAAUGGCAUACACAUUGCACGAUCAGCAAUCAACAUAGGUACAGGAUCUCAUGCUUUUCGUGGCAGUGCAGGUCUUGCUGUUUGUUUCUUGAGAUGCAUCGUGAUAAAUGAUUAUAAACGACAAUGUUUUAUUAGCUUCUAAAAUUGAAAGGGUGUUAUUAUUUAUUAGAUAUAUGACAUAGACCCUGCUGUGUUGCCUCAUUUGAGGGGGUAAAAAAAAAAGCGAACUCUCUUAGGUUUCAUCAGCGCUUUAUUUACUAAUGUCUUUGUUCAUAAGGGAAUAGGCUUUUCUGCUUGUCAUGUGGAGCUGUGGGAUAUGUCUACAGCAAAAUGCUUUAAUUUGUUAGAAUCUAAAUUAUUUCAUUCAUAUGCAAUGCAUAAAAUCUUAUGUCAUUAUUACAUAUUUUGAUUAGUGGUAGUAUGAAUCCUGCUCAUCUCAUGCGCUCUCUGUUCUUCCUCGCUUUUUGGUUUCUUUCCCAAGUCAACCUGAUCACGCUGCGGAUACUGCGUUGUUGCCUUGCAGGUAGGUAGAAGAGAAGAAAUCGAUACAGAAUUGUCCCGGGAAUUAGCAUUUGGCCUGGCUCCAGAAGCAGAAGAUGUCACAUUCUUCGGUUAUUUUGAAGAACUUAACUGAAAUUUACUUUUAUUUGAUCAAGGGUGUAUUGUUAUGGGAUUUGGUCUAGUUCAGAGUUUUGUAGGAUGUUAUCACUGUUGCGAUUAAAUGAGGAUAUUUUUGUGA
Salvia miltiorrhiza (redroot sage) is the source of this 5108-nucleotide messenger RNA. RefSeq names its product translocase of chloroplast 120, chloroplastic. Gene Ontology annotation, cellular component: chloroplast outer membrane. Gene Ontology annotation, biological process: protein targeting to chloroplast. The coding region runs from base 202 to 4314 and encodes 1370 amino acids. Gene Ontology annotation, molecular function: GTP binding; GTPase activity. The record is from RefSeq and is a predicted model, not a curated record. The transcript has 2 exons. NCBI's taxonomy places the organism in Eukaryota, Viridiplantae, Streptophyta, Magnoliopsida, Lamiales, Lamiaceae.